Molecule: messenger RNA, 1245 nt
Organism: Hansenula ciferrii
Lineage: Eukaryota; Fungi; Ascomycota; Saccharomycetes; Phaffomycetales; Wickerhamomycetaceae
Product: NADH:flavin oxidoreductase/NADH oxidase
Exons: 1
Coding region: 1-1245 (414 amino acids)
Cellular component (GO): intracellular anatomical structure
Molecular function (GO): NADPH dehydrogenase activity; NADP binding; FMN binding
Source: RefSeq, a predicted model, not a curated record
AUGACAAGUGGUGAAAAUAAUAGAUUUCUAACAAAGCCAAGUGAUCAAGUCCCAUAUUUUCAUCCAAAAGUUGAGAUCCCUCUUGGGACACAAGUUGAAAAUGGUGAAGUUCCAAUUCCAAAAUUAUUUCAACCAUUCAAGAUCAAGAAUACCCAAUUUGUUAAUAGAAUAGGUGUUUCACCAAUGUGUACCUAUUCAUCUGCACAUGCUGGUCCUGAUAUAGGAUGUGCUACAGCUUUCCAUCAAACACAUUAUGGCUCGUUUGCUUUACAAGGCCCAGGGAUGAUCAUUGUUGAAGCAACUGCUAUUGAUCCAAAUGGAAGAUUAUCACCAGAGGAUUUAGGAAUUUGGAAUGAUGAUCAAGCACUAAGUUUGAAAAAGUUUGUUCAAUUUGCACAUGCACAAGGUGUGAAGAUUGGUAUACAAUUAGGUCAUGGUGGUAGAAAAGCUUCGGGUACUGCAAUUUACAAUCAUUUACAAAAAGGUAUCGGAAAAGCAGAAUUUGGUUGGAGUGAUAUCCCAGGUGCUAUUGUUGGUCCAAGUCCAAUAUCAUUCAGCACAAGAUCAUAUGUAACACCGUCUGAAUUGACUAUAGAUCAAAUACAAGACCUUGUUCAAAAAUUUGGUGAUGCUGCUAAAAGAGCUAGAGAAAUUUCUGGGUUUGAUUUUGUUGAAAUCCAUGCUGCACAUGGUUAUCUAUUGAGUUCAUUCUUAUCUGGGACUUCCAACAAGAGAACUGAUCAAUAUGGUGGCUCAUUUGAAAAUAGAAUUAGAUUCUUAUUAGAGGUUGUUGAUGCUGUUAAAGAUGAUACUACACCAUUAUUUGUUCGUGUUUCAGGAUCCGAAUUAGCACCACAUAUUGAAGGUUCAUGGACCAUAGAAGAUACUGUUAAAUUAUCUGAUCAUUUAAUUGAGCAUGGUGUUGAUGUCCUAGAUAUUUCAUCAGGUGGUAAUAAUGCUAAAGCAGAAAGAAGGAAAACUUAUCAAGGUUUUCAAGUUCCAUUGGCAAAAGCUGUUAAAGAACAUGUUGGUAAUAAACUUUUGAUUGCUACUGUUGGUAAGAUUGAUCAAGGUGAAUUUGCUAAUGACACCUUGGAAGCUGGACAUGCUGAUAUUGUAUUAAGUGGAAGAGCAUUCUUGAAGAAUCCAGGUCUUGUAUGGAAAUGGGCAGAUGAUUUAGGUGUUAGAAUUAAGCAUUCAAAACAAUAUGAAUGGCCAUUUUAUCCUCCGCCAUUUAAACUGUGA